This is a messenger RNA of Cyprinodon tularosa, 2253 nucleotides long. It is a transcript of the gene nt5c2a, whose product is annotated as 5'-nucleotidase, cytosolic IIa. Bases 183 to 1895 code for a protein of 570 amino acids. Gene Ontology annotation, molecular function: 5'-nucleotidase activity. NCBI's taxonomy places the organism in Eukaryota, Metazoa, Chordata, Actinopteri, Cyprinodontiformes, Cyprinodontidae. The transcript has 19 exons. The record is from RefSeq and is a predicted model, not a curated record.
CAGGUCGGUCCUACUUUAGACCCGUUGGAGCAGCAGUCUAAUAAGCGGUCAGCAUCGGUUCUUUCUUCGCCCUCAGACCUUCAGGUCAUCCAACCGUGAAGCUAACUGGCAGCUGCUGCCUACUGCGCAUGCUCCACCCAGUUUCUCCGGCAGUAAAGACGGACCAUUUUUAACGGUUAAAGAUGACGACUUCAUGGAGUGACCGCCUGCAGAACUGUGCUGAGCUACCAGCUAACAUGGACGGCAUGGCUAUGAAGAAAUAUCGGCGUGAAGCUCACCACAGCUUUCCGAGGGAUCUGGCUCAUCCUGCAAUGAGGGUGUUUGUUAACCGGAGCCUUGCCAUGGAGAAAAUCAAGUGCUUUGGGUUCGAUAUGGACUACACUCUAGCUGUGUAUAAAUCUCCAGAGUACGAGUCGCUGGGGUUCGACCUGACAGUGGAGCGCCUCGUUUCUAUUGGUUAUCCCCAGGAGCUGCUGAACUUUGUCUACGAUCCUUCCUUCCCCACCAGAGGUCUGGUGUUUGACACCAUGUUUGGUAACCUGCUCAAAGUGGACGCCUAUGGGAACAUCCUGGUGUGCGCACAUGGUUUUAAUUUCCUGAGGGGACCAGAGAUCAGAGAGAUGUACCCUAACAAGUUCAUCCAGCGUGGAGAUACAGACCGUUUCUACAUCCUCAACACUCUCUUCAACUUGCCAGAGAUGUACCUGUUCGCCUGCCUGGUGGACUUCUUCAGUAACUGCCCCAGAUAUGCCAGCUGUGAAUCUGGCUUCAAAGAUGGAGACCUGUUCAUGUCGUACAAGAGUAUGUUCCAAGACGUGCGAGACGCUGUGGACUGGGUCCACUUCAAGGGAUCGUUGAAGGAGAAGACCGUUGAGAACCUGGAGAAGUAUGUGGUGAAGGAUCCAAAGCUCCCUCUGCUCCUCAGCCGCAUGACUGAAGUAGCCAAGGUGUUCCUGGCCACUAACAGCGACUAUAAAUACACAGAGAAAAUCAUGACCUACCUGUUUGACUUCCCUCACGGCUCGAAGCCCGGCAUGCCCCACCGGCCCUGGCAGUCCUACUUCGAUCUGAUCCUGGUGGACGCCCGCAAGCCCAUGUUCUUUGGGGAGGGAACCGUCCUGCGGCAGGUCGACACUACCACAGGUCGGCUGAAGAUCGGAACUUACACCGGACCUCUGCAGCACGGCAUCGUCUACUCUGGAGGUUCGUCAGACAUUGUUUGUGACCUGCUGGGUGCUAAAGGGAAGGACAUCAUCUACAUUGGAGACCACAUCUUUGGAGACAUCCUCAAGUCGAAGAAGCGUCAGGGCUGGAGAACCUUUCUGGUCAUACCUGAGCUGGCCCAGGAGCUUCAUGUGUGGACUGACAAGAGUGCCAUUUUUGAGGAGCUUCAGUCCCUCGACUGCUUCCUGGCUGAUCUUUACAAGCAUCUAGACAGCAGCAGCAAUGAGAGACCAGACAUCAGCUCGCUGCAGAGGCGCAUCAAGAAAGUGACCCAUGACAUGGACAUGUGCUACGGCAUGAUGGGAAGCCUGUUCCGCAGCGGGUCUAGGCAGACGCUGUUCGCCUCACAGGUGAUGCGCUACGCCGAUCUGUACGCCGCCUCCUUCAUCAACCUGCUCUACUACCCUUUCAGCUACCUGUUCAGGGCGGCACAUGUUCUGAUGCCUCACGAGUCCACGGUGGAGCAUUCUCACGUCAACUUGAUCGACACCGAGUCGCCGCUCGCCACCCGCAACCGCCGAGACUUUGACAUGAAGGAGAUGGAGACCAAACGGCACCAGCUGACCCGAUCCGUCAGCGAGAUCCAGCCGCCUCACCUGUUCCCCCAGGCUCCACAAGAAAUCACCCACUGCCACGACGAGGAUGAUGAUGAAGAGGAGGAGGAAGAGUAGAUGGAGGAUGUUUGUACACGGAGCAUUUUUUUAUUUGUUCAAAGAUACAUUUUUAUUCAACGUUUGGACUGACGGUUAAAGGUUCUACAGAACAUGUUGAGGUGAAUCCGCUGCAGGCUGUUGCUUUAUGACGGCUUGGAUCUGGUUGGUUCUAGCGAAGGUUUUCUGGUUCUGAUCUGCUUUGAUCUCACUGUUUGGGUCUUUGUAAGCCUCAGUCUAACGGUUCCUGCUUUUCUCCUGCUUUGCUGUGGUCUACCAGAUGGUAGAACCUUUAUACUGUAUGAAUUCUUCUGGGACCAGGUUCCUCCAUGGAAACGGAGUUUUUGUCAGAAGCCUUCACAUUUUAAUCAGACUCUGU